Messenger RNA from Lolium perenne, 1756 nucleotides. Its product is annotated as oligouridylate-binding protein 1B. NCBI's taxonomy places the organism in Eukaryota, Viridiplantae, Streptophyta, Magnoliopsida, Poales, Poaceae. Gene Ontology annotation, cellular component: cytosol. The record is from RefSeq and is a predicted model, not a curated record. Gene Ontology annotation, molecular function: mRNA binding.
UCCCCCUCGGCUUCGAGGGUUUUUUUUUCUUUAUUUUUUCUUCUUUUUUUCCCUUUUUAUUUUCCAUUUCGAUUCCCUUCUUCCUUCCUUCCUUCCGUUUGGGUUGGAUUAAUCCGACCCAGACCCUAAUAAUCGAUCUCCCCGACCCGGGAGGCAGGCGGGCCGGGGAUCGAUCGCCAUGCAGCAGCUGAUGAAGCAGGCGGUGGCGGCGCAGCAGCAGCAGCAACAGAUGAUGCAGCAGGCGCUCCUCAUGCAGCACCACCAGCAGCACCAGCAGGCGGCCGCCGGCCCGCCCAUGUUCCCGGCGCACCACCCGCACCCGGGUCUCGUCGCCGCGCAGCAGAUAGAGCCCAUUGUUAGUGGAAACCUUCCACCUGGCUUUGAUUCAAGUACAUGCCGCAGCGUGUAUGUUGGCAAUAUCAGUCUUCAAGUCACGGAUUCACUACUCCAUGAGGUUUUCCAAAGUAUUGGUCCAGUAGAAGGGUGCAAGCUCAUCAGGAAAGAAAAGUCAUCUUUUGGUUUUGUUGACUAUUAUGACCGUAGAUACGCUGCGCUUGCAAUCGUGUCACUCAAUGGUAGACAGCUGGUUGGCCAGCCAAUAAAAGUCAAUUGGGCAUAUACAAGUACCCAGAGAGAAGAUACAUCAGGUCAUUUUAACAUCUUUGUCGGGGAUCUUUGCCCGGAGGUCACAGAUGCUGCUUUGUUUGCUUUUUUCUCGGCAUAUUCUACCUGCUCAGAUGCUAGGGUUAUGUGGGAUCAGAAGACUGGACGGUCCCGAGGGUUUGGUUUUGUUUCCUUUAGAAAUCAGCAGGAUGCACAAACUGCCAUAAAUGAAUUGAAUGGAAAGUGGCUUGGCAACCGCCAAAUUCGUUGUAAUUGGGCAACAAAGGGCGCUAAUGCUGGUGAGGAGAAGCAAAGUACAGACUCCAAGGGUAUGGUAGAGUUGAUAAAUGGACCAUCAGAAGCUGGCAAAGAGAAUGCAAACGAAGAUGGCCCUGAAAAUAACCCACACUAUACGACUGUUUAUGUUGGCAAUCUUCCCCAUGAUAUCAACAGCAAUGACGUGCAUCGAUUUUUUCAUUUACUCGGGGCUGGCUCAAUUGAGGAGGUCCGCGUAACACGUGAUAAAGGUUUUGGCUUUGUGAGGUAUAGCACCCAUGAAGAAGCUGCAGUAGCAAUUCAGACGGGUAAUGGCCAACUUAUUGGUGGGAGGCAGAUCAAGUGCUCUUGGGGAAGCAAGCCAACUCCACCUGGGACGGCAUCUGCGCCUCUGCCCCCUCCGGCAUUAACGCCAUACACCCCUGGCGUGUCGGCAGCUGACCUCUUCUACGAGCGAUCCCUCGCGCUGAGCAAGAUGGCUGCUAACCCAGGUCUGAUGGGUCAGCACGCUUCCCUGAGGCAGGCUGCUAUGGGUAUGGGCGCCGGAGCCAGCCAGGCCAUCUAUGAUGGUGGCUUCCAGAGCGUCAACCCUCAGCAACAGCAACAACAGCAGCAGCUCAUGUACUACUGAGUGGCUUUGUGAAGCAAGUUUGACGACGACGACAACGACGCCCUCCCCUCCUAAUAUAUAUACAUAGUACAUGAAGCCUCACAAGGGCUUUUUCUUCUCUUUUUAAAAUCCGUAUUAUCCCCACCUAGUAAUUUACUAUCCUCUGGUGCUGUUGACUUUGGUUUCUGGAUCCAGCUAUAUAUAUUACGACUGUAGAACAUAUGUAUUCCUAACGUGCCAAGAGUUCGGGUAGUUCCCUGGCUUAUA